This is a messenger RNA of Cokeromyces recurvatus, 775 nucleotides long. RefSeq lists its product as uncharacterized. The transcript has 3 exons. The coding region runs from base 161 to 775 and encodes 204 amino acids. The record is from RefSeq and is a predicted model, not a curated record. Lineage: Eukaryota; Fungi; Mucoromycota; Mucoromycetes; Mucorales; Mucoraceae.
GUUAGUUUUCAGAUAAAUAAAAAAAAAAGAGUCUUUAUUGGGUGGCAUAUGGCGGAUUGUUUUUCUUGGUGAGGCUUGCUCUGGAUCUGGAAAAGGGCGUUUAGAGGAUUGCUUCUUGAACGAAGUUGGGUGACCAAGCCCUUUGCGUAUAUCACAAUUAAUGCCAAAUGGAGAGAAUACAAUCUUGUUCAACAAUUAUGUAAGGUCAGACGGGUUUGCAAUCGACUUUGUGUUCAAUAGACGACGCAAAGAUAGUAUCGUUGUAUUACAUGACUUGACGCUCCAAGAUUUUACUUAUAAUGAAGUUGAGAGUACUUUUAGGCCUGCCUUUGUCGAUCCUGGUAGGAAGUCUGUAUUUACUGCGGCUGUUGGGUUGGGGGACGCCCAACAAAUAAGAGGAUGUAGUACGAAAGAAUAUUAUACUAUGACUGGAUCCACAAACUAUCAGAAAAAGAUGGAAAGGCUGAAAAAUGUGGGAGGCAUCACGUCUAUUGAAUCAGAAAUGCCUUCGGCCAAGACAAAUCAAUCUGAAGUAUACGAUAAGUAUGUAGAGUAUAUGUUACCCCACAGACAAGUCUUGUUCAAUUUCUAUGGCUUUCAAAGAGCAAAAGAUCGGUUUUACUUAUAUCAACAAAGGCAAAAAGCGGCGCAGAUCAUGGUCAAUAUGAUAAUAAACGGCGGCAAGAAAUAUGACCGAAAGCAAAGGAAAAAAAAAAGAGAAGAAGAAAGGAAAAAAAAUAGCUCAUGUGGUCAAGGAAUGACUGUGGUCAAGUAA